AAGGACGUCACAUCUCUAACUCUAAAUCUUUUCACGUUUUCUUCUCUUUGGCGCCGCACUCUUCCAUUCUUGCACUCUCGCAUUCCGCAAUCUCCGCUUCUCGACUUGGCUUUCUUGCAAUCUCUACCCUUCCGCAUUCAUCUCAUGCUCGAUUUCCCCCGUUCAGUUCUUUCUCAGCGAAAUAGACAUCUCUAGACUAGUUCUGUCCGACUCUCAAACAGUUACAGCUUUCCUCUUCUUCUCUGUCACUGUCAGUUGUGAGAGCCUUGAACUUCAAAUCCAUCCAAGCUUUUGAAUUUUCUCUGAAGAAACAGCAGCAAGAUCUGCAUAUUUACUAUGCAUGACAAGACCUAUGAAAUUAAACACUGCCGGCCCUCUUUCCUUUGAGAAUAAUUAACCACCGCCGGCUCUCUUUCCUCGUAUUUUGAGAAGUAUAUAUUUGAAGUUCUGUUAACCGGAAGAGAUGGUUGAGCUGGAUCAAGUCGGAUCGACGCAGAUCGAACAAAAUCAAAUGGAAUUGGAUCGCUACCCAGCGACGAAGCGGAUUCCAGAGGAGUAUAGUGAGAUUGAAUCUAAACCCUCUGACGAUCGAAUCGGAUCGACGCAGAUCGAACAAAAUCAAAGGGUACAGGAUCGAUUGAGGCGGAUUUUAGAGGAUUUUAGAAGGAUUCAAUACACACCCUCCGACUAUUUCAAGUGUUUUAAGCUUGAGCAUAACCCAUAUGAAUGGCAAUUUGGAAUCAGAGGCGCCAGUGGAACUGACUUCGAGGGUGGUAUUUAUCAUGGGCGGAUCCAGUUUCCAGAGGAGUACCCAUCGAAGCCUCCUGAAUUCUCGUUUUUUACGGAAAAUGGUCGCUUCAAAACCCACAAGAAGAUCAGGAUAAGGGGACUGGAUGGUUGGCAGCCAUCAUGGAGCGCGCGAGAUGCUUUAGAGGUACUUAUCGAUGGAAUGGACACUUACCCAGAUGGUGAAUUGGGUUCAGUAGAAUACAAUAAGGAAGAAAGGCGGGAUCUUGCCAUCAAAUCUCGUGCAGCAGCCCCAAAAUAUGGCACUUCUGAACGUCAGAAGUUAAUUGAUGAGAUUCAUAAAUGUCUGCUAAGCAAAUCACCACAUGUUCCUGUUACUCAACUUCCUCAACUGAGCCCCUCACAGGCCUCCAAUGGCACAGGCGGCGGCAUUGUCGUCACUGGGAAUACAUUUCAUGCUACCAAUUGCAAGAGUGUAGGAAUUUUGCGGUCUAUGAAUGGGUUCUCCGACGAAGGCCACAAGCCCAAUAAGAUGGUAGAGGUUGACAUUCCUCAGUCCUUUUUUGAGGAGCAAGGUAGGCAGCUUUAUGGAGCCAGACUUUUGGAGAUACAGGCAAAUAUAAAAUUAAAUGAACAGCAAUUGGCUUCUCUGUCAAGUAAGGAGGCCGUAGAUGAGUAUCUUCUAAACCAGAAGGAGAACAUUACACAUAUGAUAAAACAGAGUUUGGCUGUUGGAGACAUAUAUAAACGUGAAAAUUUGCAGCUUUCAACAGAGGAGCUUGUCAAAGAAGUUGAAAAUUCCAUUGCUGAAUUCAAACGUCAAAAACAAGAUUAUGAUGAAGAACGUGUUAGGGGACAGGUUCAAGAAAUUUUAGAGCGAGCAAAGGUGCUUGAAUGGUUGAGAGAGCAUGCAGAGAUUCAGUAUGUAACUAGAUGACAGAGAGGAUAAGGCAUGUCUCUGUUUGUGCUUACGAGUAAGUUCCAAAGGUUCAGACGAUGUUGAUGGAGGCUAGUCAUGUUUUGAGGGAGGUUUCCUAUGACGAUGCCCUGCCACAUUCUAGCUGACAUACCUUGAAGCAUGCCUAAAAAUGACCCUGCUUAAUUUGUUGGUUUAGGGCCCCUCAGUUUGCAAAUACAUGGAAAUCUGAUUAUGCCCAAUAUUCUAAGUUAAACGACAAGAUUUCUAUUAGUUUUACUAUAUAUGCGUCAAAAGACUAAAGAUGCAACUCUUCCCUUUUUUCUUCUUUUCUUUCUCCUUUAGGUUGAAUGCAAAGAAUUAUUUUACAGAGAUUUACCCAAAUUGGAUGACUCCCUUGCUGAAAGGCUUCUCCCUGAAGGCACCAGCCUGAAACAGGUGGCCAGUAUGAAAUUUUUAGGGUUUAGGGUUUGAACAGUGGAUUUGAACUGUGGUAUUUCCCAU
This is a messenger RNA of Prunus avium (sweet cherry), 2167 nucleotides long. RefSeq lists its product as uncharacterized. The record is from RefSeq and is a predicted model, not a curated record. Lineage: Eukaryota; Viridiplantae; Streptophyta; Magnoliopsida; Rosales; Rosaceae. Gene Ontology annotation, biological process: protein folding; protein transport.